Plectropomus leopardus (leopard coralgrouper) is the source of this 1195-nucleotide messenger RNA. RefSeq lists its product as uncharacterized. The record is from RefSeq and is a predicted model, not a curated record. Lineage: Eukaryota; Metazoa; Chordata; Actinopteri; Perciformes; Serranidae.
UCACGUCAGACUGGUCUCAUCUUCACAGUCAACAUGGAGGACGGAGAAAAUUCAGGUGGCACUUUUGACGGUCCAUAUAACAAACUUACUUAUCAAGAUGACAUCAGUGGAGAUGAGCAUUCUCUCUUCUCAAACCAAGAGAAGCAACAAGUGUCCAUGUCCAUGAUGAGACCUGAAUUCAGUUUGAAUCAUUACAAACUGCUCACAGUAAGCCUGGCAGUCCUCGCUGUCAUUCUACUAGUGGUUGACAUUGGCCUGGGAGUCUAUUAUAACACACUUACUGGCGGGCAGCAUGCAGUGAUGGACAUCAGCAAAGAGGUGGCCAAACUGCAGGCUGCUUACAGCACUGCACUCCAAAGCAGGGAUGAAGCCAAGAAACACUUGGCAAGAGAGAUCAGUGAGCAGCAACUUACCAAGUGGGAGCUUGAACAUGAGAAUAGAAGAAGCAAAGCCUAUGAAAAGCAGGCUGACAAACUUCAAGUGGAAAUUGCAACACUGAAAUCCCAUAUCCCAAUGAUUAAGGAAGGCUGCAGACACUGUCUGCCAGGAUGGACUUUCAUAAACUCACUGUGUUACUACUUCGCUUUCUCUGAAGAUAUUUCACGCAGAUCAUGGCAGGAAGCCAGACAGUUCUGCACAAAACAGGGAGGCGACUUGGCAGUGAUAGACAGCAGAGAGAAACACCUGUCAAUAAGCAACUUGAUCAAUAACUAUCAUGACCCUGGGAGACCCGUAAGCCAAACUGGCCUCUGGAUCGGACUGAGAGAUGUGGAAGAGGAAGGGACUUGGAGAUGGCUGGAUGGAACAAGACUGGCGGAGGGGUACUGGAAUGAUGGAGAGCCCAAUAACAUCGGUAAUGAAGACUGUGCAGCUGCAUACCCCAGGGACAACCCCUUUAAGUCUUGGAAUGAUGCUCCAUGCAAUUAUGAACUGAAAUGGAUUUGCCAAAUGGCACCAAGGUCUGCUGGUUAAUGGGAUUGUUUUAAAAAACACAUUUAGUUUUCAACUGAAUAUAGAAUUAACUCCAUCCUAGAGACUUCUACACAUCUUCAGUAUCUUUUUAUUGUCAUGUCAGCAUUUGUUGUGACGACAAAACGGCAGGGAAGGUCAAAAUACAAAAUAUACAUCUGAUUUAUGAAAUUAACUAUAAAAUGUAAGUUCACAAUAUCACUGUAAUAAAUAUUUUUUCCCUUUA